Molecule: messenger RNA, 702 nt
Organism: Gastrolobium bilobum
Lineage: Eukaryota; Viridiplantae; Streptophyta; Magnoliopsida; Fabales; Fabaceae
Product: outer envelope pore protein 16-4, chloroplastic
Exons: 6
Coding region: 58-438 (126 amino acids)
Biological process (GO): protein insertion into mitochondrial inner membrane
Cellular component (GO): TIM22 mitochondrial import inner membrane insertion complex
Molecular function (GO): transmembrane protein transporter activity
Source: RefSeq, a predicted model, not a curated record
CAGUUUUGUAAAUGUCGUGUCUCUAAUCUGUUACAGUUACGCCGCGACAAAGAAAAGAUGGAAGAAGACCUGCACGUCGUUCCAUGCUCAUCCCUCGCCGUUGAGUGUAUCAUUCGCAUAGGAACGGCCGGUGCAAUCUGGGGUUUGUGUGUUGGUCCCUACGACGCUCGUCAACAAGGUCUUACAGGCCUUGCCCAGGCUUCUUUUGUGGCAAAAUCAGCUCGCAAUUUUGGGAUUCGAUGCGGACUUGUAGCUGGACUUUACAGCAUUACACGAUGUGGAAUUCAGAGUUACAGGAAGCAGAAUGAUUGGGUAAAUGGUUUGAUUGCGGGUGCUGUAGCAGGUGGAGCUGUUGCUGCUAGGUCUCGAAGUUGGAAGCAGGUUAUUGGGAUGGCUGGAUUGGUUUCUGCCUUCUGUGCUGCAGCUGACUAUUCCUAGGUUGCGAUUGACAAGCUAACAGAACAGAAAAACACUUCCUUUUCUGUUUUGUUCUCUUUUGUGUUGAACCUUUUUUAGUGAAACCUAAAUGUAUGACUAUUUACCCUCAUGUCUUGUUCUGCGCUAUUUUUAAAACACACCAACAUAAAAUAGAACUUAUCUUUGAUCCGUGCUGUUGUAACACAUCUAUCAAAUACUAUCUUAAAAGUGCAUUUGUUAGAAGGACUGACUGAAAGAACACGUCAACAAGCAAAUUGUUUGUUA